Molecule: messenger RNA, 834 nt
Organism: Echinostoma caproni
Lineage: Eukaryota; Metazoa; Platyhelminthes; Trematoda; Plagiorchiida; Echinostomatidae
Source: the annotation of a GenBank genome assembly
UUGGAAAUGGCUGAAGGAAUCUUGUUUGACGAAGCGGUAUACGAUCGUUUAUCCGAAGUGAACAAACCGGGAUUUGUUUUCAACUGGCUGCUCAAUUUGAAUAAGAUUCUUCCAGCUACUAACAAGCAGACGAUUAGAGAAUGCCAAGAAGAUUUAGUACAGCAGUUACUCAAUCAGUUGCCUCGGGCAGCUGGCCCCCCAACUCAGAAAUUGAUUGGCCGUUGUCUGGCCAAUUUGUUUCUCGUCGGGGACACAGUUUUGCUUUAUACGGCCAUUAAUACGUGUAACAGUAUGCUCAAAAGUCGGGAUGAUGGUGCUUGCAAUACUAAUUCUCGUCUGGCUUCUAUAACAUGCUUGGGGACCAUGUAUAAAUGUCUUGGCCGCAUGAUCGGUCGUUCUUUCGAAGAUAGUGUCUCUCUUAUGGUGAAGCUGAUUAAACAGUCGGAGUCACAAGUUCGUUGUGAAACAAUGAAUACAUUAUGCAAUUUGCUCGAAGGUGUUGGAGCUGCUUCUUCGAUGUGCCAUAAGGAAAUAUACAAAGCAGCCAAAACAUGUAUGACAGAUCGCGUACCGUCAGUGAGAGCGGCGGCCGCGAAGUGUAUGAAUGCCCUGGUAGAGCAUCAUGCUGUGAUUCAUGGCAGCGAUCUUGAGGCUACCGUCAGUCUCUGUCUACGUUGUAUGGACUGCUCUAAUUACACCGUACGUGUUGAGGCUGCUCGAUUACUUGGACAUGUAUUGGCUCGAACACAGAACUCAUUGCGUACCUCCAGUUCAAGUUCAAUAUUAUCCACUACGGUUGUCACUGGGACAUCGAAUGCCGGUCCUGGAGUGUAG